Messenger RNA from Puccinia triticina, 486 nucleotides. RefSeq lists its product as uncharacterized. Bases 1 to 486 code for a protein of 161 amino acids. Lineage: Eukaryota; Fungi; Basidiomycota; Pucciniomycetes; Pucciniales; Pucciniaceae. The transcript is spliced from 2 exons. The record is from RefSeq and is a predicted model, not a curated record.
AUGGCACCCCCGGACAAGCAGGACCAAGAGAAGGCACAGGGGCCCGUGCCCUGGGCCGGAUUCUGGCGAGCCAUGCGAGGCCCGGCGUCCGCGCGGUGUGUGCUGCAGUGUGCUGGCAAGAUCCUUCCCAGCCCGGGCCCCAAGGCCUCGCCACGCCUGCCCCAGGCCCGGGAGCCGCAAGCCUGCCCCCCUUACCUCCCUCCCCAUUUGGGAGCUCGGCGCUCGGGCGGCGCUUACCGUCCGGCCGGGGCUCCUCCCCCAAAGCGCCGGGCGGGGCGGGCGACGGCGGCCAAAAGCGGGCCCACUCACGCAGCCCACACCAAGGCCGUGCCGGGACACCCUCCGGAGACUCACAGGGGCCUUGCCAGAAGCGCCCGGCGCUCGAAGGAGCCUUCCCCGCGAAGCUCGGCAGCGGGGGUGUCCCUGCGAGCGGGCCAGCGGGCCGUCCCGGCGGCGGGCCGGCCUCGGAGCGAGCCGGGCGGGUGA